AUGAGUCAAGAGCUUACUCAGAAUUUUGAAUAUAUUGCAGCCAACAUCAAAGAUUAUAUUGAUGAAAAUAAGUUGUUUGAUACUUUCGAAGUAGAAGAUAUUGAAAAAAUCAUGAAGUUUGCAAAUUUUACAACAAAUGACUUCACUACUCUUCUGAAACAAUCACAACCUACAGUCGAUGCAAAUACAUUAUAUAUGUGUAUUCGGAAUACGCAUAUUACACUACAUAAUUAUGAAGAUGUCAUUUCAAUUUUGAAAUCAAUCAAAAAUUACCUGAAACUUGCAUUACUUGAUGGUGUUAUUGAUUUUUUAAUACAAUCACAAAAAGAUGGAUCUAAUUCUUCAGAAGAAAUACAAAAACUUCAAAAAGAAUUAAAAACAAUUCAAGAUCAAAAACAGCAAAAUGACAAUGACAUAGAAUUACUCAAAUCUCAGGUUAGUCAAAUUUCUGAAGAACGCAACAUGUUAAAGAGAAUCAAUAAAAUUAUUGUUGAUCAAAACAUUCCGAAAAGAUUUCUUAAAGAAAUAGAAAAACUUAAGAGUUCUGAUGAUUUUGAACGCGUCUACAAGUUCUUUGAUGGGCAUUCAUCUAAAGAGAAUGAAAUUGUAAUUUAUAAAGCAUGUGAGGAAGGACUUUGGGAAAAGACACUCGAAAUAUGUUAUUGGCAAGAACCAGAAAAUGUACUUCAAGUUGCAUGCGAUAGAGGAAAUCUCAGACUUGUUGAAUCUCUGAUUGAAUGUGGCUGCGAUAAAGAGAUAAAAGGAUUUAAAUUAAAAGAAACUCCACUCAUGCAUGCCACGCAAAAUAAUAAUCUUGAAGUUGUAAAAUAUCUUGUCUCGAUUGGAGCUAACAAAGAAGCAAAGGAUCGUGGUGGUGAAACUCCACUUCUUUUGGCAUCAAAAGAAGGCUUUCUUGAUAUUGUCCAAUAUCUUGUCUUAGCUGGCGCUGAUAUAGAGGCAAAGGAUAAUGGUGAAUGUACUCCAUUCCUUUUGGCAUCAUAUUUCGAUCAUCUUGAUAUUGUGAAAUAUCUUCUCUCAGUUGGGUCUAAUAAAGAAGCAAAGGAUAGAGAUGGAAACACGGCUGUCCAGAUUGCAGGUAUCAAAGUAAGAGAAUAUCUAAUGGGAGGUAAUUGA
Messenger RNA from Trichomonas vaginalis G3, 1134 nucleotides. Its product is annotated as histone-lysine N-methyltransferase family. The coding region runs from base 1 to 1134 and encodes 377 amino acids. The transcript has a single exon. The record is from RefSeq and is a predicted model, not a curated record. Gene Ontology annotation, molecular function: protein binding. Lineage: Eukaryota; Parabasalia; Trichomonadida; Trichomonadidae.